ACGUGUCUUCCAAAACGAAUGGGAAACGUCAAGUCGUCCAAUGUUUACAACGCGAAAUGCGUUACUUUUAGGUAACGCCUCGUAACGUGUUUACAAUUUCGCCGAGAACCUCCACCUCCGCACACGAGUGUACUGCGUGUUUACGUUUAGCAAAUCGUUCCCUUCUUGCAGGACACAACCCACCACCACCAGCAUUCCGAGAAGGCAAAUGAAUUUUAACUCCUUCCCAAAUGAGGUGCUGUGUUCCAUAUUCGACUACCUGCCAUGGAAGGAUCGGCAGCGGGUGUCGCUGGUGUGCCGCCGCUGGAACGCCAUCAUCAACUCGGACCACUAUCUGCGCGGCCAAAAGCUGGUGCUGUACAACUACAACAAGGCCAAGUUUUUCUCCGGCGUCGAGGUGGAGCUGCUGAAUCGGCAGAAAAAUAUCGCCUUCUACUCGAACGCCAUGUUCGACACGGAGGAGCUGCUAGACACGAUCGGGCGGUCGUUUAGCGGCGGCAGCGCCAUGGUCCGCUCGCUGUCACUGUUUCUACGGUCGGAGCAUCGGCUGGCCCGGCUGGUGGUGGACAACAUACCGAACUUGCGCCACCUGACCGAGCUGAAGAUAUCCGCCAACGAGGGUCUUACGAAUGGUGUGCUCAUCGACAGUGCGUCCCUGGAGAAGCUAAACAUUUCGUUCUACCAAAGUUCGGUCUGCCAGCUCGUCACGCCACGGCUGCACACGCUGCACCUGACCGUACGCUACCCGAGCGAGAUGGAGCUGAUAGGGACGAUCUCGGCACAGCUGGUCGAGCUGAAGGUGUCGUUCAUCUCGAAGGACCACGUUGCGAAGCUGUUCCGGUGCGACUUUCGCUCGCUCAAGACGCUCAACAUUUCGCUCAAAAAUGACAAAUACAUUGCGUACAGCGUGUCGCCGGUCCAUCUGCGACCGCUCGAGCGGGAGGCCAUUUUCGCGCAAACCAUCGUCGGGCUGGAAACGCUACGCAUCGUCGACAUCUGCAACAUCUUCGACAUUGACUUUUUGAAGAUGUUUGCGUACGCUAAGUCGCUGAAAGCGCUCACCAUCAACUACUUCAAGUUGGUUAGUGAAGUGAGCGAGCUGAUAAACGGGUUUAAGGGACUGGAAUACCUUAAUCUAGAGGGAUGCCAGCGAAUGGACGAUUCCAAGCGGCUACAACUACCCUGUCUGCAGACACUCGUGAUGCCUUACAAGCAGCUCUCCCUGUUUAGUGCCACGCAGCUCGACACGCUUACGACGCUGUACUACAACAACACGACCAAGGAUCAAACACUGUUGAUCAAGAAGAUAGCGGCCACCUUUACCAACCUAUCCUUCCUGUGCCUGCAACACUUCGACAACGAACUCGAUCGGAACGCGUUGCUCCAUCUGAAUCUGCUGACGAAACUGCGCGUCCUGGUCAUCGAGAACAUGUCUGUUUCGAGUUCCGUGUUUGAGAACUGUCCGACGGUGCCGCAGCUACAGCGCCUGGUAACGGACACGAUUGUGUCGGAGGUCUCCAUGCUAGAUAUGAUACCGGCCAGAUUCCCCUCGCUGCAAACGCUCGUCAUCAGCAACUGCUUCCUGUAUCUGAUACUCGAGGAUAGCGGGAAACACUACACAACGUUCGACGAGUUGCGCCGCCAGAUGCCCUGCUGUCGCAUAUCGACCAAAGACUCGACCAUUUUCACCAAUACCGCUAAGCAAAGCUGAAGAAAAUGGGUAGCGAGAGAGAGAGGGAACCGGAGUUGGAGUGUAAGAAUCUAUUUAAUUCAUCAUUCAGGAGAAAAGGAUAAGAGGAGUACGUGAUAUUGUAGCGUGUAAGCAAGGUGUUGUGAUUUGUGUGCACACAACGCCAGUCAGGGAAUCGUCUUUGCAGCCAAACGUGUGCAGAUGUGGAUAUGUAUGCGUUUCUGUGUGUGCGCGUGUGCGUAUGUAUGUAAUAUAUUUUACUGGGAUUUUUCAACUAAUUGCAAACUAAACGAAGAAGCGUGUGCAUAAGAAA
This is a messenger RNA of Anopheles coluzzii, 2003 nucleotides long. RefSeq lists its product as uncharacterized. Gene Ontology annotation, molecular function: protein binding. Gene Ontology annotation, biological process: SCF-dependent proteasomal ubiquitin-dependent protein catabolic process. The record is from RefSeq and is a predicted model, not a curated record. Gene Ontology annotation, cellular component: SCF ubiquitin ligase complex. Bases 209 to 1711 code for a protein of 500 amino acids. NCBI's taxonomy places the organism in Eukaryota, Metazoa, Arthropoda, Insecta, Diptera, Culicidae. The transcript has 4 exons.